UUGUGUGCGUGUGAUAAAACAGAUGCUAUAUAAAACAACUGAAUAUUUAAUAAGACAAGUUUUGGUGCAUAGCAUUAAUGUUUCUAUACUGUUCGGCAUACAGAAUCAAUACCGCCCUAGCUUGUUGCAUGACGCUUUAUCCUUUUUCUUCGCUUAAGUUGUUAAGAAAACCAUUUCAAAAAAAAAAUUCUCUGAGGCCUCACAGAGCAUUCAAUUUCAUUUAUCUUUAUUGCUAACUUUCUGAAUGAAUUCUUGACUUGAUGCUCAGACUAUGGUUAUAACUGACGUGACUAGAGCGAUUUGUUGCCACAUUUUAUUGCUCUAAUCAUACUGAUCGAUUUCAAAUCUUUUGAAUCUGCUGAAUCGCUGCUGACGUGAAAGGCGUGUGUUCUUUGAAGGUGUAACUUGAAAAUGUGAAGGAAUUGAGUUCACUGCUGCAGACAUCAAAGUCAAUCUACUUUCAUUGUAGCAAUAAACUCAUUCUAUGUUCGGCUCGAAUGCUUCGACUCCUUUCAGUCUUGCCUGGACAGUGAACGUUUUCGUAAGUGCCAGUGUUUUUUGUAUUUAGGAUAUUUGUAGGUAGGACGUUUGUAGGUAAGGCGUCUGUAGGUUGGACGUUUGUAAUUAGGAUGUUUAUACGUAGGACAUUUGUUGAUAGGACGUCUGUGGUUAGAACGUUUGAAAUUAGGACGUUUGUAUGUAGGACGUCUGUAAAUAAGAUGUUUGCAGAUAAGAACAGCAGCGAAAUGAGAGUUGAUAGGAGUUUCCCGCUGAAUACUGAUUCAGAGGAAGUGUGCUGGAGUCAUGACCCUUGCCGGAUCACUCUUGGCAUCUUCACUGAUGCCUAUGACAACUUCUCGGUAGGGCACCAGUACCAGUCAGUCAUAGACCUGGUGGAUCCCAGUUUGAAAUUGUUCUGUGAAACAGAGAGGGAAGUCCCAUUUAACAGCAACUCCCCCCAGAAUGACAGUUCCUUCACUCCCAGCCUGGCAUUAAUGCUUUUUCUGCGUGGGUCUGAUGCAGAUGACAAUGUCAGCAGCGAGGAUCAAUUCCGCUUGCGAAAAGCCAUGCAUAUAUUUCAGCACCCACCUUGGAGGUUUCACCACUCAGAGAAAGUGAAUCAAGAGCACAUGAACGCUCUGCCUCAAAACUCUCAAGAUUUCUAUCUUUUAGCUCCAGACCUUCCGCUAUGGGCCUUGAGACAGGUCCACUACGGUCGUGAGCACAUCAGAUAUGUUCUAUACACCCAGGAUGACUCCUGGGCUGACCAGGUCCAGUUUUACUCCCUCCUAAUUGGUUUGAAACCUGAGCUUCUCAGAGCAGACUUUUGCUUGUUUACACUGUAUGCUAAUGAGCACUAUGACGUUCAAUUUGCCCUAAAAAAGCAGCCUGGCAAUGUGCAGACUCUGGCUGGAGUGCAGAUUCAGAUCAAAGUGAAAGACAUAGGUCAACUGGUGCCUUUGUUUCCUAAUGUUUGCCGCCCUAUCAGUGAUGUCCAUUGGGAGACCAUGGAUCAUGAUGGUAAUAUUGUUGUCCUGAAUCUUAUCAAAACCAAACAAGAUCACACCAGGGCUAAAACAAUGCCCAAAAGGUCUUACUGUCCACCAGCUGGUCAGUAUACCAAUAACAAUAUCUGCAGCUCUGAAGACUCUGACUUCUUUUCCCUGACCUCAUCAUCUGAAGAUUUCAGCAUGAAAUCAGGUUACCAUACAUAUAGCAACAUGGUGUCACCAACUGAACAUUUAAACAUGAAGGCAGGUUACCAUACCUAUAGCAACAUGGUGUCACCAACUGAACAUUUAAACAUGAAAGCAGGUUACCAUACAUAUAGCAACAUGGUGUCACCAUGCAUUUCUGAACCCUCCAGCCACUUCAUAUUCGAUUCCACAUCCAGUGACCUUGACUGUGACCUGCCCUUGGUCUCCAGGUGCAAGCACAAGGAGGAGGACGAGACAAGCCUCACUCCCACCACCACCUCUGAAGAAAGUGGGAUACAGAACUGCUCAGACGACGCCUCCUACUGUGAAGAGGACUCUUUGAAGUCAUGCUUGAGCGUUUCAUCUAAACACCGUAUUGUCAAACUCAAAGUCAGGUUUAAGGAUGAGGUUCAAACCUUUGACGAAGACACAUGCAGCCAACAUUCAUCAGGCAUUGACAGUGAUUCAGAAAUGGAAACCAAGUUUUCUUUUACACCUCUCAAUAAAACACUUGAGCAGAAUGACCAACCCUCACAAGAUAUCAACUUCCUACAUCAGAGAAAUCAUCAAACAAACAAUGAUGCUAGAAUUCUUUCCCAGUCAUCAUCUUAUCAAAAUGUCUCCAAGCUGCCACAAAAUAAAUUUCAUUACACUGACAAACAUGUAAAAGGCUCAUGUUUUAAUUCAGGCACCCCACCGUUACCCACAACAUUUAGGCUUUGUGAUUCCAGAACAAGUAGUAACAACCAAAAUGUCUCAACUUUAAAAGACAACUUAAGUUACUCUUCCAGUUUAUCAAAUAAUAAUGUUGAGCAAUGUUACAAUAAAUCUAAAAAUGCUGCCGAUAGCAAAGACAGCACAUCAUUCAGAACUUCUGAUCAACUUUCUAGUGGACCAUUAACACAUCCCAAAGUUCAAAGUAUUCAAGAGGAUAAAACCACUAUGAGAGGUCAUCACAUGUCAAGGUCACCUCAGAGAUGUGCAGGGUCUGCCCAGCCUCCCCCACCUCCUGUUCGAGACAUCAACACAAGGUUGCGCUCAGUCUCAUGCAGUGACACCACGCCCUCAAACUUGGUUGCUGUAACUAAACAAAAUGGGCAGCAAAAAUUUUAUUUUGAGGUAACACCCACAACUGUUGGCUCAUCACCUUGCCCAGAUAAAAAUGGCAGCCACCAGGACACUGCUCUAAAAUUCACUCUAAAGUAUGACACAGGAUUGUCUUCUGGCCAGGAGCAAGUUGGAUUCUAUGUCUAGACUGACGUGCCAUGUUGACUAAUGUUGACCAAAUUAGGACAGUGACCUUCAAGUUGUGUUUUCAUCCCACCUUAUUAGGCCUAGUUUAAAAGGCAUUCUCCAAAUGGACAAGGGAAACAAAUCUAAUUAAAAGUGAUCAACAUCUGCCAAAAUAAUGUCCCCAUGUACCAAAAUAGGACAGCAAAUGUAUUUUGGCAGUUGUCUGAUUUGGCAGCUUUCAUUUCUUUCAAUCAUGGGCAAAUGUUGUGUUGUAAGACCCAAUGGUCUAUUUUCUGAGUAUUCCAGUAGGCCUAAUCAAUGUGGCUACAUAGUUCUAUUCUGAUCUUAAAAUGUGUGUGUGUGUGUGCAUGGGUGGGGGAAAUCAGAUUUCUUAACAAUUGUAAGCAUUUAAACAGACUUUUUUUAAUUGAAAUGUCUAGACAAAAAAAAAAAAAAGUAGAAUGGAAGACAUUGAUUUUUUUCCUUUCAAUUACAGUAUGCUGAUUCAAUGAUCAUGAAACAUAACAUGAAUAGUGCUAACAACUUAAAAACUAAAUUUUUUUAAAAUUCUCAACAGAAGCUCAAAAAAAACUUAAAUGAAUUUUAUAUUUCAAAGGAAGCAUAGCCUACUCAAAACAAUUCAGUAGAUGUCAGCUAAAAGUUAUGGAAAAUGUUUUUGGACCUGAAGGAUACUAUUUUUAUCCUUUUUUUUUUUAAAUUUGGACUUCUGUACCAUAUAAACUAAAAUAAUGAUUUUUUUUUCUUCUUUUCCAAUUUUCAAGUGUCUGCUAUAAGAAAAAAACAGUGAAAGAAUGAGUUUUUAAAACAUAAGCCACCUCCCCCCACCUUCAGAAAAUGUGACAAGUUUGGUAGAUUUUUGCCAAACCAGUUCAGAUUUUGUUUUAUGUCCAUAAAAAACUAAUGCACAGAAUAAAGUUGACUGAAAAAGCUACAAAAGUUUUAACAUCAUUAGAAAUGAUCCCAAACAAAAAUCAAUAUUGAUCCAUUUCAAUCAAACUCUCUCCUCUGUUCUAGAGGCAUUUUAAAAGAAGUCAUUGAUCAAUUGUCAAUCAAUAUACUUAUCAACUUCUAUUAUUUGAACCACUCACUAGUUCCCACAACUCUAUUGUAAGUCUAAUAGCUCACUGAAAUCUGGCUGGGUUCAAAUGAACAUUUUUGUCAUUGCUUUUUUUUUAAAAGGAACUUUUUCAAUUAUUGAUUUAUGGAUAAAUCAUACCAUAUGGAGAACACUCGUUUUAUUUCAGAAUAAAUGCAUUGAAGCAUGGCACUAUAAAAAUGUAUAAGGUAUAAAUGUAAACUGUUAGGUCCAAAAUAAUCUUUAAAAGCUUUUUAGUUUGUUUGUUUUUUGUAGGAUGAAACUGAAGAAUUCAAACAGUUUUAUAUGUGAUAAUAUGUAAUUUAAUGUGUAUGUAUGUGUUUGUACUGUUUCUAUUAUAAAGUGUUUUCUCUUAUGAAUAGAUCUAUUUGUUCUAUUUGAAAAGUUAUGAAGAAAUAUAACUACAGUACAUGAUAUUUGGUUAUGAUAUACCAGGAUAAAUAGAAUAACAAAUCACCAAAACAGGGGACAUUAUUAAAAACAGAUCAAGCAAAAAAAUUUACCUAAAUUGUUUUUGUGACUGCUUCACUGAACUUGUCAUGUUGGGUGUCAUAAUAAUAGUAUCUUUACUUUCAUCAGCUGAGGCAUAGUAAAUCAUCAUUGAUACUAAUAAUAAAUGUGUAGUAGUCCCAUUAUGACUUUAGAAAAGAUUAAAUCAUAUUAAUUGUUGUUUUUUUUCAUACCAGGAUCAAUGUGCUUUCUUUUCAUUCAUAUUUCCUUCAUCAACUAGAUAUUUCUAGCUGUAUCUAUUGUGGACAAAUAGAACUGCUGAGAUUAUAAUAGAGGUUGUUUAAUUUUGUUUUUUUAUUAUAAAGGAAGUAUUUCUGCAAAGUACUGUGUCAAUUAUAUUUAUUUGUGCUCUGUAAAUAUUUGACAAUGACAAUAUAAAUUAAAUUAUUAUCUAUGAUG
Molecule: messenger RNA, 4956 nt
Organism: Biomphalaria glabrata
Lineage: Eukaryota; Metazoa; Mollusca; Gastropoda; Planorbidae
Exons: 2
Coding region: 630-2951 (773 amino acids)
Source: RefSeq, a predicted model, not a curated record